Messenger RNA from Eublepharis macularius, 2401 nucleotides. RefSeq names its product E3 ubiquitin-protein ligase TRIM7-like. The record is from RefSeq and is a predicted model, not a curated record. The coding region runs from base 73 to 1608 and encodes 511 amino acids. The transcript has 7 exons. Gene Ontology annotation, molecular function: zinc ion binding; protein binding. Lineage: Eukaryota; Metazoa; Chordata; Lepidosauria; Squamata; Eublepharidae.
UUGCUCGGCGCACCCAGUUCGGUGGGGGAAAAGGAAACCGAAACUCAGCCUCUUUGCCGAGGUGGCUGAGCCAUGGAUGCCGAGAGCCCCAGCAAGAAGCUCCAGGAGGAGACCACUUGCUCCGUUUGCCUGGAUUUUUUCACGGAGCCGGUGACCCUGGACUGCGGCCAUCAUUUCUGCCGGACCUGCAUCGUGCCGUGUAGGCAUGCACUGCCCGAUGUCUGUCCUCAGUGCGGGGAGCUGGUGACAGAGCGGAGCUGGAAGCCCAACAGGCAGCUGGAAAGAUUCGCGGAGAUAGCCAAGCGGUUCAGCGACCAGGAGAAAGCGGAGGCAGGAGCGGGGGGAGUCUGCGAGGAGCACCGGGAGCCCCUGAAGCUCUUCUGCGAGGACGACGGAGUGCCCAUCUGCGUGGUGUGCGACAGAUCCAGGGAGCACCGCGAUCAUGCAGUGGUGCCCGUAGAGGAGGCGGCCCAAGGGUACAAGGAGAGAUUUUGUAACUACCUUGAAGUUCUGAGGAAGGAGAAAGAGAAAAUUCUGGCCUGUGCAGCAAACACAGAACAGGAAAGUCAAGAACUGCUUAAAGUAACCAAAUCAGAAAGGGAAAAAACCCUGAUCGAAUUCAGAAAACUCCAUGAAUUUCUGGAAGAGCAAGAGACACUCAUGCUAGCCCAGGUGGAAGAGGUGGAGGAGGAGCUUGCAAGAGAAAGGCAUGAACUUCUGGCCAGACUCUCUGUGGAACUCUCCUCUCUUGAAAAUAUCAUUCAAGAGAUGGAGGAGAAGUGUCAGCAGCCUGUAAGCAACUUCCUGAAGGAUGUUCGAAGCUCCUUGAAGAGAUAUGAGGAGAAGGAGAAGUUUGAGAAUCCAGUGGCUUUCCCUCCUGAGUUGAAGAGGAGGAUCUGGGACAUCUGUGACCUAAACCCUUUUCUAGAAGGUGUCGUAAAGCAGUUCCAAGUCACUCUGGUAUCUGGACUUCAGCAACAAGAAGCAAAUGUGACUCUGGAUCCAGACACAGCCCAUCCGCACCUUGCCCUAUCUGAGGAUUACAAAAGCAUCAGCAGGGGUGACAAAUACCAAGACCUGCCUGACAAUCCUGAGAGAUUUGACAAACAUUGCAUGGUGCUAGGAUGUGAAAAAUUCUCAACAGGCAGGCAUUGCUGGGAAGUGACUGUUGGGAGUGAGGAUGGCUGGGCUGUGGGGGUGGCUAAGACAUCUGUGAAAAGAAAGGGCAAGUUCAAUGCUAGUCCUGAGGCAGGGAUCUGGGCUUUGAGGACAUGGAAAAGUACAUACAAAGCAUUAGUCCCUUCUCUUUCAUCUCAUCUUCCUCUCAGCAGGGAACUUAGGAGAAUUCAAGUCUCUCUGAACUGUACUGGGAGGCAGGUGGCCUUUUUCGAUGCUGACACAGCAACCCCUCUCUUCACAUUCUCAGAAAUCUCCUCUGGAGAGACCCUUCAGCCCUUCUUUUGGGUGUAUGAUAAAGGCUGCCUCACCAUCUCUCCUCAAGGCAGUCAGCCUCACUCACAGGCCCUUGCUGAUGUUAGUCUCCAAACCAAAGUAACUAAUCUAAAAACAAAAUGUAAUGAGCAAGUAUCACCUUUAACAGGUCUGUAAAAGCCCCUCCAGGCUUUGAGUCACAGUCACCCAAACUUACCAAAAUCAAGUCACCUUUUCCUCUCUUAACAUUAACAACCAAACACAAAUUUCUAAGAAAAUGUCCAAUUGGCCACCUGGCCUCCAGCUUUCAUGAUUUACAAGCCUGUUCUCCAUUUCCUCACCUCAUAUCUUCUCCAGUUGAGGAGAUGCAGGCACUCAAAAUUAUUUAUUGUUGCUGUUCAGGGAAGUUGAUGUGAUGUUCCAGACAAAAUCUCAGAUCCAGGAGAACAAUUUGCCCCAUAGCAAAAGGAGGAAUCUGGUAUGCAUGCCCAGUGAAGGAAGGGAAACCUAAAGGAUAGGGCAGAUAUUUCAAAAUGAGGAGUCAAGAUGGUCUAUAGUUCGUAGUGAAAGAGACCCAAUCAUUCAUUUUUGGGGAGAAACUCAGUCCUGCAAGGAAAUGUGGUGGUGGAGACCUGAGAAAGAGGCUUGAGGUGAUUGGAUGGACAGCUCCAGUUCAACGUAGGUGGAGAUUAUGACUUCCAUCGAGGGAAACACUCUCUCCGUAGAAAGAAAACCUACACAGCAAACAAAGGAGGCAGAAUUUUCUCUUCUUGCUGUACUCGUUUUCCAUUGGAAAAUGGAAGGCUUUUUCAAAACUUUUCCCCUCAUAGCUGAAAUCCACCACCUCAGAAUCUAAAGGUAUACCACCAUUUUACCUGCUUGGAAUUUUGCUACCUCAUUACAUGCAUCAUUCUUUCCUGCAUGUCAGUUGGUCUUUUUUUUUCCUCCUGUUCAACAUGUAUAAAGAUAU